Molecule: messenger RNA, 2822 nt
Organism: Dinoponera quadriceps
Lineage: Eukaryota; Metazoa; Arthropoda; Insecta; Hymenoptera; Formicidae
Product: facilitated trehalose transporter Tret1-like
Exons: 3
Coding region: 729-2219 (496 amino acids)
Biological process (GO): transmembrane transport; carbohydrate transport
Cellular component (GO): membrane
Molecular function (GO): sugar transmembrane transporter activity
Source: RefSeq, a predicted model, not a curated record
UGAAGUCGCAACGUUUACUGAAUAACAGACACUUUAUAUAUAUAUACGUCUCGUACAGCUACGCUUCGUGUAAAGAUCACGCGAUUGAUUAUUCGCGAUUGAUCUAUUCGUGUAUUUAUUUGAAAUUAAAUAAGAGACAUUUCCGUUUUCUCCAACCGCGCGAGUGAAUCCAUAGUUUGUGGCGGGGGCGUUCGCCGGACGUCUAUGAGUUCACGGCACUCGAAGGGGUUGACGCGACAAGCAGUCUCGGCGAGAGUCGACCUGAACGGUCUCUGAAAUAUCGUUAUGCAGCGACAAAGCUGGAUACAAGGUUUGACAAGAAAUUCGUGAGAAUUGAUCUCCGAUGAUUCACCGCCAGAAUCCUCAUCUUUGGACCCUCCUCGCAGCCUUGAAUUAUAAUGCUAAUUUAAGCAGGAUAUUUUCGCACGACAAACAAAUGAAGCACCUUACGACAUUGUUAAUCGUCACGAGCGAUGCUGUCCGACAGGCGAACAGUACCAAGCGCGCUCCUCUGCGAAGAUGACGUGCGCAUGUAUUGAAGAUAUAAAUCAACGCGAUAACGCACGUCGAGCGGGGUGAAGAAUAUCCGGCACGGAUCGCGAUCCUCUUUCUUUUUCUGCCAGUCUCACAACACGCCUUCUUUAUUAUAGACGCGAGCCCGCAAUUUUUCGGUACAAAACGGUCUUCCGACUUCAUCUCGCAAAUUGUUUCCGUCGCGAGUCGACACGAUGGUGCGCGCCGAUAAAUGCGACACCGAGUCGAAACCGAAGUUUUCGAUCGCUUCGUCGGACAGUGAAAAGCAAGAUCAUGCGACACAGAAGCUGAAGAGUGCCGACGUAGGAAGAAAGCGCUUUCAAUUUUUAGCCAGUUUGUGCGCCGGGAUAAUCGGCGUUCAGAGCGGCAUAACGCUCACUUGGACGUCACCGAUACUGCCGUACCUCAUGUCGGAUGCGUCCUUUCUGCCUGAGCUGUCCGAGAGCCAAAUCUCCUGGAUAACGUCCUUGCUGGCGUUAGGCGCCAUCGUAGGCGCCGUGCCUGCCGGCAAGAUCGCCGACCGUAUUGGCCGAAAGUGGUCCAUAAUCUUGACGACCGUGCCGUUCGCGACGAGCUGGCUCAUCCUGAUCUUUACCCGAGACGUCGUCAGCAUAUACAUCGCCAGAUUCGUCGGCGGGAUCGGUGCCGGCGCGGCCUGCGUCCUAGUGCCGGUCUACAUCGGCGAGAUCGCCCAGGCGUCGAUCCGGGGCGCCCUCACCGCUUUCUUUCCGAUCCUCCUCUCUUUGGGGAUUGUUUUGUCCUUCGUGGCGGGCGCUUACUGUCCCUACGCGACCUUCAACUCCAUCUGUUGCGCCCUAUUGCUGCCCCUCGUCCUCAGCGCACCCUUCAUACCGGAGUCGCCGAUAUGGCUGGUGCAGCAGGGCCGUAAGGCCCAAGUCACUAAAGUCCUGUUAACACUGAGGGGAUCGAAAUACGACAUUACGGAUGAAAUAACCGUCCUCCAGGACGACGUAGGCAAGGUGAUGAACGUGCAGGGCGGCUUCAAGGAUCUCAUCGGCACGAAGGCCGGGCGUAGAGCCAUCAUCGUCUGCGUGGGACUGAUGAGCUUCCAGCAACUGUGCGGCGUGGACGCGAUCCUCUUCUACACGGUCACUAUCUUUCAGGAGGCCAACAGCACAGUCGAUCCAUUCGUGGCGAGCAUCAUCGUCGGGCUCGUCGAGGUCUUCAUUACGAUAAUCGUCGCCACCGUCAUCGACAGGUUCGGCCGCAAGCCGCUUCUGAUAAUAUCUGGCGCAACGAUGACCAUCGACUUGGCUAUCCUGGGCUAUUACUUCAAGCUCAAAAACGAAGGCGACGUGAGUGCCAUCGGAUGGUUACCGCUCACCUGUCUCUCCGCCUUCAACGUCUUCUUCUCCAUCGGUUACGGUUCCGUGCCGUUCACGGUGAUAAGCGAAAUAUUCCCGCCGCAGACCAAGGGCGUCGCCAGCAGCAUGUCGAUCGUGGUGCACUGGAGCCUGGUGUUCGCCGUUACCAAGUUAUUCCCGUCCAUGGAGGACGGGAUGGGUCCGGCCGCAACCUUCUGGACGUUCGCCUGCUUCACCGCUGCGUCCACCGUCUUCGCAUAUUUCCUGGUGCCGGAGACGAAAGGGAAAACGCUGCAGGAGAUACAGAAGAAGCUCGAACGGAGCAAGUCGAGUACGGAGUACCCGGUCGAGCCGCUCUGAAGGUCGGGCCAGCCGAAAGCGUUCACCUUGUCGCGCUUUUGCAGCGCCGAGAUUGGGAGCGAUGGCUCCGAAACGUCCAAGUUUUCUCCAAGUUUCGAUGCGACGAAGAAGAGGUGCGAUUUUUUUCUUCCUCUUUUUUUUACAAGAAGCGUGUCGUCUGUCAUAGAAAAAUCGCAAGAAUCGUGAGAGAGAUAGAGAUCUUCAAUUCGUGUAAAUUAUUUAUAUAUUAUUAAUUGUGCUAAUUUAUAUGCAAACGAUAUACAUGGAGGAGAUAUUACAGUAAAAAUUACUGUAAAAGUUUGUAAUAUUUGAUUAUAUCGGAGAAUUAUCGUCGAAAUUAUUAUGUGUAUUAUAAUUUCUAGAUGUGACAUAUAACUAUCACUAAAGAUUACCACACAUGUCAUAAUUUCAGAGUAAGUAAGUUUCAUAAGUUAAGUUUUGCUAUAAUAUUUUCACCAUGUAUAGUGGUUGAGCUCAGAUUUUCUGUUGUCAAAAAUCUGUAUUAUCUUUAGUGCGAAUUAGGAGUAGGCGAUGUCAAAAAAAUAGAAUCCAUGUCCUAGUUUUGAGAAAUAUCAAUUAUAUCUUAAAGCUAGCAAAAAACAA